CGCGCAGGCGCUGGAGCGCACAGGGACCCCACCGCCGGCGAGGCGGGAGGAUGGCGCUCGUGGGGCUGCCCUUGGUGCUGUUAUUCUUGGUUGGGGACUCGGCAGCCUCUUUGAAUGCUCAAUUUAGUCAACAUUCAGAACAUAGAACACCAAACUGCGAUCAGUAUAAAUUACCAGGAUGUCCCAGGGACUUUAGCCCUGUGUGUGGAAGCGACAUGUCCACUUAUCCCAAUGAGUGUAUUCUGUGCAUGAAAAUCAGGGAUGAUGGUCAUGAUAUUAAAAUAAUCCGAAGUGGACCAUGCUGAUGGAGCAGUUCACAGAAGAGGAAUUGGAGAACCCACCUUCCACUGCACACUAAAUGAACUUCAUUUCCCGCUUUUCUUUUUUCCUGUAUUUCUUUGCAUGAGAUUUUCUGAGAUGAGUUGUGUAAGAGGGCAGUGACUGAUAAAACAAUUA
Molecule: messenger RNA, 456 nt
Organism: Budorcas taxicolor (takin)
Lineage: Eukaryota; Metazoa; Chordata; Mammalia; Artiodactyla; Bovidae
Product: serine protease inhibitor Kazal-type 2-like
Exons: 4
Coding region: 51-305 (84 amino acids)
Biological process (GO): spermatid development; negative regulation of serine-type endopeptidase activity
Molecular function (GO): serine-type endopeptidase inhibitor activity; protein binding
Source: RefSeq, a predicted model, not a curated record